This is a messenger RNA of Marmota monax (woodchuck), 951 nucleotides long. It is a transcript of the gene Enho, whose product is annotated as energy homeostasis associated. Gene Ontology annotation, biological process: positive regulation of Notch signaling pathway. The transcript is spliced from 2 exons. Gene Ontology annotation, cellular component: plasma membrane. The coding region runs from base 305 to 535 and encodes 76 amino acids. The record is from RefSeq and is a predicted model, not a curated record. Lineage: Eukaryota; Metazoa; Chordata; Mammalia; Rodentia; Sciuridae.
GCGGAGGCUGCGCGGCCAAGGGGGAGGGCCGGGGGAGUGGACGUCGUCCCUGCCAGCCGCCCGCCGCCCCCCGCCCGCAGGCUCCCGAGCCUCAAUCUGCGCUGAGCAUCCCGCUGCCCCGGACUCUCCCGCGGGCGCGCACCGGGCUCAACUCAGGCUCAGGACUGCAGGUGGGCAUCUCCACUGCCCAGGAAUCACUGAGGGAGCCUCCUUGGAAAGCGGCCGUAUUGGAGUUCCUCCUCGGCAUGGGCCUUGCCAUUGAGGCAGCUCCGCUGUCUGUACUGAUUUGAGGGUACUGCCCGUCAUGGGGGCAGCCAUCUCCCAGGGGGCCCUCAUCGCCAUCGUCUGCAACGGCCUCGUAGGCUUCUUGCUGCUGCUGCUUUGGGUCAUUCUCUGCUGGGCCUGCCACUCUCGUUCUGCCGACGUUGAUUCUCUUUCUGAAUCUAGUCCUAAUUCCAGCCCUGGCCCCUGUCCUGAGAAGGCACCACCACCCCAGAAGCCUAGCCAUGAAGGCAGCUACCUGCUGCAGCCCUGAAGGCCCUUGACCUACCCUGGAGCCUGGGACCUAAGUCUACCCCACUCAGAUCCUGGAAUCAGGAUUCCAGAGUUCAGCCAGCCUGGGGUCCAGAACUUGGAGUUAAGCUUGUUUACAGCUGGACCCAGAAGCCCAGAGUCUAGCCAGCCUGGCUCCAAGAGAGGCUCUGGUGGCCCUAGAGAGACAGGCCUGGGGUGGGGGUUCAGGUGUUGGUGCUAGGGCCAGGGCCAUCUGAACUCUGCUCCAUCCCAAGGGCCAAGGGCUGGAUUUACCCUUUCACUAGGCUCAGCACCUUUGGGCCCUCUAGGUUGGGAAAGCAAAUUGGAACCCAUGGCAAUAAUGGGAGGGUGUCCAGGGUGGGCUCCUCCCCUGGUCCUCCCACUGUUUGCUGGAUAAUAAAUGGAACUAUGGCUCUA